AUGUGGGUCAUGGGCAUUGGCAGCUUGCGGGCUGCCAAUGGGGGUUUGGAACAGAAGUUCAUUGAGGGCAGGGCAAGGGAAUCCAGCCUGUCCGCUUUCCUCCAGGACCAUCUCCAGGCCCCUUGCGGAGCCCCUGAGUCCAGGCCCAUGUUGGAGCAGAGAGGCUGCAGGCUCUGUGGUUCCCAGCCAGGCCAGUUGCGUCAGGAGGUCAUACACAUGGUCCUGGACCGCGAGAGAGCCAAGUGGGCCAACCUGUCCGGAGCCAAGCCCUCCUCUGGGACACACAGACCCCCAGCCCGCGCCCUGAAGACCCCCAACAUGGAGAUGGGUCGCUGGGUGGAGGAACAACGUCAGCUGGCAGCCACCAUGCCCAUGUCCAUAUCCUGCUGUAAAGAUGUAGAAGGAGUCCCCAUAUUCCCCUACCAGAGCAUGGAGGAAAGCUGUGGGUCACAGGGAGAGCUUGUCUCCAGCCAGUCCAGCCCCAAGGCCCCCCACACGUCCAGAGUCAUCUCUAGCAUGGCCAAUUCCUCCGCCAUGUCCUUCCUGGUCAGGGCAGCUCAAAAACUCAACUUGUCGUCAAGGAAGAAGAGUUCAAGCUCCUCUCCCGCCUCGACUCAUCCUCUUCCCCAUUCGCCCCUCUGCUUCCGGGGUCUUCUCAAGAAGUCUCCUCCCCCCCUCCCCACCAGUCUCCUUCAAGCCCCCCCCAGAGUUAAAGACUCACCCAGCGCUGGCAAGGUAAAAGUGGUGCUCCGAAUGUGUCCCUCCUUUUCGCCCGACUCCUCCUCGCCUCCCAUUCUCAGAGUGGACCCCUUCAAGAGAAGGGUGACCGUGAUGGAUCCAGCCGCCCAACGCUCCACACACACACUGACACACACACAGGCACUGGCCACGCAAGCCAAGGUCCUACCCAGGACCUACACCUUCGACGCUGCCUACCCUCUAGAGUCCGCCCAGACGGAGGUGUGUGAAGGCAUCUUGUCUGAUGUCAUCCGCUCUGUGGUCAGUGGGGCUGACGGCUGUGUUCUGUGUCUGGGAGAUGAUAAAGAGGGAAGGACUUACUCCAUGCUGGGGAGUGAUCAGAGCAGAGACAGCCUAGGGAUCCUCCCCUGUGCCCUCGCCUGGCUCUAUGGUCUCCUGGAGCACAGGGCUGGGGCUGGGACUGGGGCUGGGUCCAGCCUGGUUGUGUCUGUGUCUGCCAUUGAGGUCUGUGGAGAGGAUGAGACAUUGAGGGACCUGCUGUCUUCAGUUGCUUCAGGCAAAGUUCAGGACAGCCCAGCCUCGGACAUCCAUCUGUAUCAGGACCCCAUCUAUGGAAUGCAGCUCCGUAACCAGCGCGUGAUUCAUUCCCCCUCUGCCGAACACGCUGCCUCCCUUCUGGAUGCAGCCAUCGCCUCCCGCCGCCAUGGCGGCAGGGAGAUGAGCGGUGACAUCACGGCGGUCCCUGGCUCACACAUGUUCUUCACCCUCCACAUUGGACGGGCUCCGGCAGACAGCAGCUGCAGCAGAGUAGUGGGGGGUUACAGCAGGCUGACCCUGAUAGACCUGGCCAGCAGAGUAAAGAGGUCUGGAACAGCCUCGGACGGCCCCACUGCCCUGCCCAUGUCUGAGCUGGGGAACACUCUACUGGCUCUGCUGAGUGGCAACAAGCACCUUCACAACAGAGACAGCAGGCUGAACAUGCUUCUCCAGGAGUCUCUGGGGAACGUGAACUGCUGCACCACCGUGGUCGCUCAUGUCUCUGACUCACCUGCACACCUACUCCAGACCCUCUCCACGAUCCAGACCGCCACACGCAUCCGCAGGACACUGAAGAAGGCCAAGCAUUCUACUUCCUGCUCCCCUAAUGGGCGGAGCCUGAGCAGAGAGAGGCGAGGCUGUCGUUCGUUAUCGCUCCGAGCCUUCCAUUCCACGAGCGAAGUGGACAUAGACCCGCCCAUCCUCCGUCUCCACGGCGACCUGGACAACCACUCCAGCAGUGACCAGUCUUGUGAUACGGUCAUCCACGUUAACUCUGAUGGUUCUGUCCAGUCCAGCCAGGUCCGGACCCAGGGCCUAGUGGAGUUUGUUCCCAUCAUUCCCUCCCUCCACCAGGGGAAGACCGAGCUGGAGGACUCUGAGCUGGCUACCCUCCUUCAGGAGCUUCUCAGCUUCUCCAGGCCAGAGGUGGAGAAGAAAAAGGAACAGGAACAGGAAGUGACCAAACAGGAAGUCCUCUCAUCUCAGGGAGAAGGGAGUGAGCCUGAGAGAGAUUGUCUGAAAUGUGACACGUUCGCAGAGCUACAAGAAAGACUGGGCUGCAUCGAUGGCAGGGAGACAGGCCCCUCCACACUCUCAUCAAACGAACCUGCCGUUAAUAUCACAACAGAGUCUCACAAGGACCUGAGCCAGACAGAAACCUCAUCAGAGAAACAAUCCUCCUCCCUGGAUGUCAGCUGUGGUGAGAUCAGUAACGAGGCCCCAGCCAGUGAGAAGGUGUCGGAUGUCACUUACCCAGGAGACAGCUUCCAGAGGGAGGACUCGGGUCUUUAUGACUGUGAGGAAGGCAGUGCAGCCAGCUCCAGUGAAGACCAGCCUAACCCCCCAGGUCCUCUCCUCCACCACACCCAGAGCCCCCAUCUCAACGCCAGCCUGCCUCCCCAGCACCAUGAGGUGCACACCCCCAUCAGCACCACCACCCCCAGCUCACUCCCUCUCACCCUCGAGCCCCCAGGAAGCAAAGAAAGCUCUGAAGGUACGGAUUGGCUGAAACCUGAGAUGAGGAUCUCACCAGCUGGCAAGAGCUCCCCCCUGUCUCCCUCCUCUCUCCUCUCCCCCGCCACACCCUUCUCCACCUCCUCCCCCUUCCUGGCUACCAGCGUUCUCCUGGGGGACAUCCUACCCCAGCUACCCACGGAAGAACUCAGAGAGAUGAAGGCCACCAUCACGGUCACGGUUCAGCAGCCGCUGGACACGACCGGUCAGGACGAGCUGGUGUUCACCAUGGUCGAGGAGGUGACCAUCACCGGGGGUCUGGAGAGAGGGGGUCGCGGGGCCAUUGUCAGGACCAGAACUGCCCAAUCAUCUGCUCCGGUUCAGGGAUCUACUGGCACUCGACCAAUUAGGAUCAUCAGUAACGUCAGUGCAGAUCUCGCCGCUGACCGGUCCUUUGUCAAGGUUGUGGAGCCUCCCGCCGAUCACCUGGCUGUUGGAGAUGUGACUCCCACACGCCCUCGGCAGAGAGCAGAGAGGAGGGCCCUGCCUUCCUUCAUCAACCCAACACUCAGCGACCUGACAUGGGCUGGUGAUGUCGAGCUCGGUCACGCAAGGACUCCUAGUGGAAGCACCGCAGAAGAAGAACCGUUGUCUGGACUGCAGCAAGGAUGCAGAAAGGGGUGGUCGACACAGACGUCUGGAGCUGGGGUUGAUGUAACUCCCGAGAGAGACCCCGGGACAAAGACCUGGAGCAUGGGUCGAAGCUGUGGAGACGCUGUUUGCCAUUAUGACACACUAGAGAACAAAGCCCCAUGGAAGACUCCCAACACAGACAAGACCCACUGCAGAGGCAGAGCGCCACUUCACUCCCCCAGUAUCCCUCGGAGGUUCGGGGACAACUGUGACAUCGCCGCAGAGAACCCCCGAGAGACUUGGUUACCUGGUUACCUGGUUACCGUGCCAACUGCCUUGAAAGCAGCAAGCCUGCCAAGGGGCUGGCAUGAUGUGACCCAACUGGAGAGUCAAGCUGGCAGAGGUGACUGUCAUGUGACCGAGGACUUUAGGGACGGGAUGGCGUCAGCCUUCCCUUUCAGCCCUGGCGCGACCCUGGAGAGACACGCUCCCAAUUUGCUGUCCCCUGCUGGGCAGCGACGGCGUAAGGACAGCUUCCCCUUCUCCCCUGGGAAGAAACACAACAACACGGAGCACAGGCAGAGAACCGGCAGCGGCUGGGGUAGCCUGUCCGACAGCCCCCUGUUGGACCAGCCAAGGCCAUCCAGCCAAAGCGCGAGUCCAGAUCCAAGGAGCAGCGCUGGGAGGGUGAGGUCUCCCAUGGAGGAGAGCAGCAGACUAUUCAGUGCCAAGCUGGAGCAGAUAGCCAGCAGGACCAGCUCCUUGGGCGUCUUGUCCCUGGACGUCCACACCCUGGACGGAGGCAGCAGCACCGCCUCCGUCAGCUCCAAGGGAAGCCACGAGGGGGAAUCCUCCUCGUCCUCCUUAGCCCAGGCUAGCAGGAGUCCGCGGAGGUCUCCCAGGUCCAGCGACCCCUCCGCCUCCCCGGCUCAGUCCCCCAAACCCGGCCGGUCCAGGAUCUCUGCCGUGGGGAAGCUGAUGAUGUCCGGCCACAAGGUGCACAGGCUCUCCAGCCCCGGCAGCAGGAACCUGAGCUUCUCCCCCAGAGCCCUGCGGCAGAGUUCCAACCGGAGCACCAGCCUCUCCCCGGACGCCAAGGCCCCCGAGCAGACGCCGCCCUCCUCGCCGGUAGCCGCACACACCUGGAGCCGGAGCCAGGCCCAGAGCCCGCGAAGCAGCUCCACCAAGUCUCCUGUUCACAUCAUCAACGGGCGCAUCUCUGAGAUCCUGCAUCUGGGCAGAGACUCCUCCCCCAACCCCGCCUCAAGAGGGAUGGACUUGGACAAGAUGGCCGCUUCGCCCUCCAGUUCUCCGGGAGAGGAGCUGACCUCUCACCCCCCGGCCCUCCCGGUCCCCUCGCCCUACAGCCGGGUGACGGCUCCCCGCCGGCCCGGCCACCUAAGCGGGCACACCAGCGACGCCACCAGCGUGCUGAGCGGGGAGCUGCCCCCGGCCAUGGGCCAGACGUCGCUGCUGUACAACAGGAACAGCGUGGUGAGCAGUGGCUACGAGAGCAUGGUGAGGGACAGCGAGGCCACAGGGAGCAGCACCUCCAACAGGGACUCGCUCAGCAGCGACCGGAGCUGCUCCCUGGUCAGCGUAUCGGCACGCAGCGGCCGUUCUGCGCGGAGGAGGGGCAACGCAGGCUCGCACCCACGCCGUCCGUCCCAUGACGCGUCCCUGUCCCUGCGGAGGUCUGUCAGCAGUGCCAAGGGGCGCUGGGUGGACCGGGGCAUCCCUGAGGCCUACGAGAUCAAGGUCUACGAGAUCGACGAUGCCGAGAAGCUGCAGAGACGAGGGGUGCCAGGAAAACAGGGGAUCGGCAGUUUCAGCGCCAAGCUGAAGUUCCUGGAGCACAGGCAGCAGCGGAUCUCCCAGGUGCGAGCCCGCUACCACAGCCUGAGGAGGGAGCUGGAGCUGGCCAAACACCACCUGAUGCUGGAGCCAGGGCACUGGAACCAGGAGUUCAACCUGUGGCAGACGUUCGAGGUGGACUCCCUGGAGCACCUGGAGGCCCUGGAGCAGGUGACGUCCCGCCUGGAGCGCAGGCUCAGCCUGUGCAAGGCCAGCGUCAUGAUCGUCACCUGCUUCGACGCCGCCAGCAAGCGCCGGACCAAGAGGAGACGCCGCGCUCCGCCGGAGCUGCCAGGCUUCCUGGGAAUCUGAACCGACGACGUCUGCUGGUGUUUUUGUGAAUAGGCUUAGUUUCAGGGUGCAAUUUUGGUUACAAG
This is a messenger RNA of Hypomesus transpacificus, 5555 nucleotides long. RefSeq names its product kinesin family member 26Bb (gene kif26bb). Gene Ontology annotation, molecular function: ATP binding; microtubule binding; microtubule motor activity. The transcript has 16 exons. Gene Ontology annotation, biological process: microtubule-based movement. Bases 1 to 5490 code for a protein of 1829 amino acids. NCBI's taxonomy places the organism in Eukaryota, Metazoa, Chordata, Actinopteri, Osmeriformes, Osmeridae. The record is from RefSeq and is a predicted model, not a curated record.